This is a messenger RNA of Cyprinus carpio (common carp), 4176 nucleotides long. RefSeq names its product scm-like with four MBT domains protein 2. Gene Ontology annotation, molecular function: transcription corepressor activity; histone binding. The record is from RefSeq and is a predicted model, not a curated record. Gene Ontology annotation, cellular component: nucleus. Lineage: Eukaryota; Metazoa; Chordata; Actinopteri; Cypriniformes; Cyprinidae. The transcript is spliced from 21 exons. Gene Ontology annotation, biological process: regulation of DNA-templated transcription.
ACACAGCCAUGAGUUUCCCCACACGAGGGAGGCGGAGGCUCAGGCCCAUUUCUAUUUAUAAUGGGCUGAACAAAUUUUGCAGCUGUAAAGGUCAAUGAAGGAGUCGGCUUGAAAAUAAUCUGUAGAUGUUGAGACAUGCGCAGAUGCGGGAUGAUGCCAUAUUGGACACACACAUAGCCUACACACACACACACACACACACACACACACACACCGCUCCUGCUUCAACCAGAACACCGGAUCACUCAAUUCAGAUAGACGGGAAAAACUCGCACAAGGCAUGGAUUGUGUAGAGGAGGAGGUGGAUUUUAACUGGGAGGAGUACCUCGAAGAGACUGGAGCCACUGCUGCCCCUCACACUUCAUUCAGACAUGUGGAGCUCAGUCUUCAGAGCAGUUUUCAGCCUGGAAUGAAGCUUGAAGUAGCUAAUAAGGGCAGUCUGGACACAUAUUGGGUGGCCACCAUUAUAACCACAUGUGGUCAGUUGCUAUUGUUACGCUACUGUGGCUAUGGCGACGACCGCAAGGCUGACUUCUGGUGUGAUGUCAUGACAGCCGAACUUCAUCCUGUCGGCUGGUGCGCUCAGAACAACAAAACGCUUCAGCCACCCGAAGAUAACGUUUACCUCAGAGCAGCUAUUAAAGAGAAGAAUAGCGACUGGACUGAGUUUCUCAUCAAAGAGCUCACAGGUUCACGGACAGCACCGGCAAACCUGCUUGAAGGGCCAUUAAGAGGUAAAAACACAGUGGAUCUGAUUGUGGUAGGCUGUAUUUUGGAGGUGCGUGAUGCAUUUGAACCCAGCGUGUACUGGGCAGCACGAGUCCAGAGUAACAUUGGUGGACGUUUAUGCCUCAGCUAUGUUGGAUUAAAUGACCCCGCCUACGACAUGUGGAUGUUCUACCUUGACACCAGGCUCCGCCCCCUGGGUUGGGCCAAAGAGAAUUAUCUAUCAAUCAAACCACCCACAGAUCGGUGUGAUUUGAGGAGCAGCUCAGAAUGGACUGAAGCUUUAGAUGAAGCCACAGCCAAAGCCUUGAAAAGUCCCCUUCCACUGGAGGUCUUCAAGGAUCAUGCUGACCUACACACACACUCCUUCAGGCCAGGAAUGAAGCUUGAAAUGGUGUCACCCAAAGAACCCUUCCACAUCUGCCCCGUGUCUGUAACUAAAGUCUAUAAUGAAUACUACUUUCAGAUCACAGUUGAUGACCUCACAGCUGAAGCCACGCCCACUUGCGUGGUGUGUCACGCGGAUUCACCGGGCAUCCUGCCAGUGCAGUGGUGUCUGAAGAAUGGUGUUGGACUGGAGAGGCCACAAGGUUUUGAGUCACAGGACUUCGAUUGGGCGGACUAUCUCAAACACACUGGCACUGAAGCCGCUCCAGACGUGUGUUUCCCAAACGCGUCUCAGAGCAGGGGCUUCUGUAAGGAUAUGUGGCUUGAAGCCGUGAAUCCACUCCAGCCUUCCGAACUCUGUGUCGCUCGUAUCACUCAGGUCAAAGGUCGGCUUCUCUGGCUCAGACUGGAAGGUCUGACCAAGCCAUUACCAGAUUGUAUAGUGGAUGUUGAGAGUAUGAAUAUCUUCCCUGUGGGCUGGUGUGAAGCUAACGGCUAUCCACUAACACAUUUACAAAAGACAGUCUGUCUGCCUCAGAAGAAGAUUGCUGUUGUUCAGCCUGAGAAACAGUUGGUCCCCUCACAGCCUCCUGAUGCCCCUCUUAACCUGUGCUCAUCCAUCGCCAUGGAUACAGGUUUGGUGAAUGGAAAGUACUGUUGUUCUCAGCUCUUCAUCAAUCAUCGCUGUUUCUCUGGUCCGUAUCUCAACAAAGGCCGAAUUGCUGAGUUACCAAAGGCUGUGGGGCCCGGCAAGUGUGCUGUAGUCCUCAAAGAGAUUCUGACAAUGUUAAUAAACUCAGCGUAUAAACCUGGCCGUGUGCUCAGAGAACUACAGAUGGUGGAAGACCCACAGUGGAACUGUCAGGAGGAAACCCUGAAAGCCAAGUAUAAGGGGGGAAGAUAUAUGUGUAAAAUGUGGGUAUUGUGAACAGCAGAUCAAGUGUCGGAGUUUUGUCGUCGAGUAUGCGAGAGACUUCAGUGUUGUCUGAAUCUUUUCGGCCCAACAAUCGUGUCCGACAAGUGCCCUGAAAACUGCUUCAGUCAGACCAAGACCAAAUACACAUAUUACAAGAAGAGGAAAGUUGGUCGGCCAAGUUUAGGGGAGAAUGCUCAGGAUGGUGACAUGACCAAACCAGCACGACGGCGGAAGAAACGCAAAGCCAUCUUUGUCCAGAAGAAACGGCGCACUUCCAUUGUAGGAUACCAAGCCACAGAGUCACCUCAGGAUAGCGAUUAUUACUAUGAUGAUGAGGAAGAAGAUUUUGAGGAGUGGGGCAGUGAGGUAAGUUCAAGCUCACCGCGUGAGGAGAACUCCUUCAAAGACGUUCCGAAGAGAGGAAGACCACCGCGCCGUGCUGCUCUUCAGCGCAGGGCGACCCAUCCAGGGCCAGAGACCUCAGACAGAUCCUCUCCCAGAAGAACCACACGCUCCGUUUCUUACAGCCAGAACCAGACGGCCAAAAACACACACACAAAGAAUGAGAGUUUUGAAGAGGAAGAUCGUCUGGUGUUAGAGAGGAAUCCUCUGGAAUGGAGCGUCUCUGAUGUGGUCGACUUCAUCACAUCCACAGAUUGUGCCUCUCUAGCAAAGAUAUUCCAAGAGCAGGACAUUGAUGGACAGGCCCUGUUGCUGCUGACACUUCCUACAGUCCAGGAAUGUAUGGACCUAAAGCUCGGCCCUGCCAUCAAACUCUGUCAUCAGAUCGAGCGAGUCAAAGUGGCCUUCUACUCCCAGUUCGCUAACUAAGCUAACUUUCUGCCUCAGUGGACGUAAAUCAACAGAGACCUAUGUAUUGUACUCAGGGGAUGUAAAGAGUCAUUCCAUCCAUCAGGAAGCCUCAGGUUGCCUCAUACCCAAUGGAUUUUUUCCCCCAUCAUUUGCCUUCAAUAUGAGAUUUAGUCGUGGAACAUGACAUUAUUUCUGCUUUCCCUGCUAAAGAAAACCUACCUGGACUCCCAGCCCAGGCAAACCGGUGUCUACAGGAUUUAACUGGAUGGUCAGCUGGAAAAGUACCAAAAACCUCUUUAAAGCCAUCAAAACAGACCAGUCUGACCAUUCUGAUCCCAGCUUCAACAUCCUUACACUCUUGAAAAUAAAGGUUCCAAAAGGGUGCCAUAAAGUAGAUCAGUUCUUCUAUUUUUUUCUUAGUGUGAAGAACGUUUAAAAAAAAAAAAAAAAAACUCUUUUCCACUAUAAAGAACCUUUUAUGUUAAAGCAUUGAUGCCAAUAAAGAAUCUUUAUUUUUUAAGAGUGUAGUUUUUUCUUUUUCAUCAGUGUGGUGAAUCUUUUAAGAAGACUAACCAAACAAUCUAGAGGAGGUUUAGGUUUGGUUGGAGUUCCAGAAGAACGUUUAAACGUUAGGAUGAAGACAGCUUUGAAAAUCUCCAAUGCGAAUAAGGACACAUCUAAACUGUGAAAAACCUCCAACCCCUGAGUUCACUGCAGAACUAUCUGAAACUUUAUCCGUCUUUUAAGACCAAAUGAUAUUUAUAAUGGCAAAUUACAUAUAAAGUAUUACCUUUAGAAGUGAAUUAUAUUUGUAAUAUUUAUUUUAUUCUAAACUAUUUUUAUUAUGUUUGUUUGGAGGUUAGUGGCAAAUUAACACCUGAAAAAAAUCUACUUUUGGCAACCUGGGCAUUAUGAAUUAGGGAAUAUUAUUAAUAUCAGGACUGAUAUUUGAUGUAAACUUAUUGUGUGUUAAACUUAUGUUGUGUGUGUGUGUGUGUGCAUGAAUGUUGGUGUUCAUGCAUACACACAUACAUAACUCCACACAUUUGUUUUCCCAAAAAUACAUGCCUUUUGUUUGUCUAACACAUCAUUUGUUUCUCUUUAAAAUUCAAGGGCAGGUAAAUUUUUGAGGAGCUGCUUUUUGUCAUGGCCUAUCUAUAUUGUAUGUUAAUGUCAUUUUUGAUCUAUGCAAAAUUGGAUAUGUUUUCUAUAUAUUUUUUGUUGUAAUGAGUUUCAUAGUGAUAUAUUUUUUACUUCACUCUGUUGUACUACACUUACCUUGAUCCCAAGUAGAAUGUAUUCGAAAUUGAUGGAUAAAAUAUUUUCAAUCAUCA